This is a messenger RNA of Dermatophagoides farinae (American house dust mite), 2800 nucleotides long. The record is from RefSeq and is a predicted model, not a curated record. Lineage: Eukaryota; Metazoa; Arthropoda; Arachnida; Sarcoptiformes; Pyroglyphidae.
AUGUGUAUUGGCCACAAUCAUUAUCGUAUCACUGAUACGUUGAUCAAUGAUUUAACAAUAAUCUAUGCUACUACUGCAAUGAAAUCAUGUCAAAUUGAAAUUUAUUCAAAUUAUACGGUAAAACAACCAGUAGCAGCAACAGCAACAACGACAACAACAACAGCAGCAACAUCAUCUGGUAGCGAAACAGAUAUAUCAACAUCUACAGAGAAUCUUUCGCCUGAAGAACGUUAUGUAUUGAAAACAAGCAUUAGACAAGAACCACAAGGUGAAGAAACAUAUUUUGGUAUCGAUUGCUUAUCAAGACGAUCAUCACAAUCAACAUUGAAUAAUAAUAAUAAUAAUUUCGAAUACAAAUACAUUGAUUAUACAUGGAAACAACAACAACAACAACAACCAUCAAUAAAAAAUAAUCUAAUUACAUUAAUGGCAGUUAAUGAUGAUAAUCCAUAUUCAAAUCUUAAUCUAUUGAAAUUUCAUAAUAAUAGUUCAUCCGAUCCAUUGAAAACAACAACAACAACGACAACACCGACACAAGCAAAGUCAUCAACAAUAACUAUGGUUAAUAAUUGUGCUGGUGCUGGUGGUGGUGGUCCACAGCUAUUUAUCAACAACAACAACAACAACAACAAUAAUAAUAAUGAAUCUGUGAUAAAAUUUCAGUCAUCAUCAAUGAAUAAUGAUCAUCAAUCCACCACAACAACUGCCAUUAAUCUUCAACAACCAAUGUUAAAUGAUUAUCUAAAUUCAUUGAAAAAGAAUGAUUCAUUUAUGUUUAAAAAUUUUAAUAUCGAUAGUUUAGUUGAUCUACCUCUACCAACACCACCACCACCACCACCACCGCAAUCACCAUCAUUGGUACCGCAGAAUUUGAAUCAUAAUUCAAAUUUGUCUCCUCGUCAUCAAUAUGAAAAAUCAUGUAAUCUAGCAAUGAUGAUGAUUAUGAAUAAUGGUACAAAAUCAUUUUCAGAAAGAUUUACGAUAUCAAGAUCUCAUCCGGAUUUAUCAAAAUUUUCUGAUGAUGAAAUGAUGGCCAUUACUACUACUACUAAUAAUAAUAAUAAUAAUAAUCGUAAUCAUAAUAAUAAUCAUCCAUCAUCAUCGAAUGCCAUUAUGUCAUUUAUACCUGGAUUCAAUAAUAAUCAUCAUCUUAACAAUGGUUCAUUUCAACACCAACAACAACAACAACAUUUAUUAUUGAUUGAAAAUACCCAAUUACGAAAUGAAUUGGAUUUUUGUUGUAAAAAGAUGCAAAAAUUUCAAAAGUUGGAAUCUGAAAUACAGAAAAUAUACCAGUCAUAUGAUGAACUGAUGCAAAGUUCAGAAAAAAAGGAAAAAUUCGAACGUGAAGCCCGUUAUAAAUUGGAGAUUGAAGUGAAAAAAUUACAAAAACAAAACAAAUGUCUUCAAGAGCGAUUAGAUUCGAAUGUAACGAAAAAAAUGAAUUAUGAAGAAUCAGAUUAUGAAAAAGAAUUGAAUAAAAGAGGUGCAUUGAUUUCUUAUUUAUUGAUGAAAAACAAAGAAUUAAUUAAUUAUAAAGAAAGACAAGAAAUUGAAUUGGAAGCACAACGAUUAACAUUACAGGAGCAAAGAAAUCAUAUUGAAAUAUUGGAUACGGCAUUGAUUAAUGCACAAAAUAACAUUAUGACCCUUGAGAAUGAGUUACGUGCCAAACAAGGAUGGGAAGAGAAAACGUUGUUUCUUGAAAAAGCAUUAUCCAAUCUACAAUCGACAAAUGAAAGACGUUUACAGAUGGAAAAACGUAUACGUACUUAUCUGGAAAAAGAAUUGGAAAAAUAUAAAAAUAUCAAUAAAAACAAUAACAGUAGUGAUGGAUCAACGACCACCACUACUACCAUAACAUCAAAUAAUACCGGUGAUGUUAGAAUGAAUGGCAAUAAUAAUCAACAGCAACAACAAUCGACAACCAACAACGGUGAUGAUCUAGAUACAUUGAAAGCAUCGAUAGUAAAUUAUGAAAAAAGAAUUAUCGAUCUUGAAGCUGAAGUUUCUAAAUGGGAACAAAAAUAUAUUGAAGAAAAUACAUUAAGAUCGAUUGAAGUUAGUGCUGCUUCGGCACCAAAAGAUGCAAAAAUUGCUGCACUUGAACGUACAUCACAUGAAAGUGAAAAAUUAAUUGCUGAAGCACGUAAUGAACGUUUAAAACAUAUGGAUGAAAUACAUAUUGCAAAUAAAAAAUGUGCUGAACUUGAAAGUCAAUUGAAAGAUUUGAAUUUUAAAUUGGCUGAAAAAGAGACAAUUAUCAAUGUUUUACAGAAACAUUCCAAUGAUAGGGAUGCUGUAUUGCAGAAAACAUUACGUUUUACUACCACCGCCGCUAGCUAAUAAUAAUAAUAAUGUGUGACUGUAGCAUCGGCACGUCAUUCAAAAUCUGCAAGUUCAAUGGGAUUAGUUGUUGGUACAGGUACCGGUACCAGUAACAGCAGCAGCAGCAACAUCAUCAUCAGCAGUAAUAAUAAUAAUAAUAAUGGAUCAAAUUUGAUUAAUAAUAAUGUAAACAAUAGUGGCAAUAAUCAAAUGAUGAAAAUCAAUAAUCUGGAUGAACAAAUCAAAGAAAUUGAAUCAUCACAGCUAACUAACAAGGACUCGAUAAUCAAUGCUUUACGUAAUGAAAAAGAAAGAUAUCCAAAUCAUUAUAAUAAUUGGAGACUUUGAAUUUUGGCUAAUUUUGGUCAUUUAUAUUUAUGUGUUUAAAAUGUUUAUGUGAAAACAAAAACCAAAAUGCAAUAACUGGGACAAAUUUAUGGAAAAUUGGAAAAUUUCCUGUAUAAAAAAAGCU